AUGGCGGACAAAAAACGUAAACACGAAACAUUAAGUUUAAUUAAAAAGAUGGAAAUUUUGCGAAAGUUGGAUAGUGGUGAAAAUCAGAUGAAGUUGGCUGGUGAAUAUGGUGUAGGCCGUGCAACAAUUUACGAUAUAAAAAAGAAUCGUGAGAAGAUUGAAAACUUCGCCAACACUGCUGACGCCGGGACGAGUUCACGACAGACUAUUAAGGUUGGAGAGUAUCCUCUUAUGGAAGACGCGUUGUAUACGUGGUUUCUUCAAGAACGAGCCCGUAAUACGCCUCUUACUGGAGAUAUUAUUCGUCAAGAAGCCUUAACUUUUUAUGAAAAAAUAUAUAAGAAUGCCAACUUUAAAGCUAGUGAUGGAUGGUUCCAGAAUUUCAAAUCAAGAUAUGGAAUACGUUUGUUGACUGUAACCGGCGAAAAAUUAUCCAGUGACACAUCAGCCGUCGCUCCAUUUGUCGAGAAUUUUAAGAAAAAAGUUGACGACCUCAGUUUAACUCCAGAUCAAGCUUAUAACGCUGACGAAAGCGGCCUGUUUCGGAGAGUUUUACCUAACAAAACUUAUGUUUACAGAAAGGAGUCAGAAGCUCCAGGCAGGAAAGUGUCAAAAGACAGGGUCACUAUUAUGCCCUGUGCAAAUGCUAGUGGCACUCAUAAGCUUAAGUUGCUGUUUAUUGGAAAAGCGAAGAAUCCUAAAGCGUUCAAAAAUGUUAAUCUUCCACUUGUGUAUAAAAAUCAAAACAAGGCAUGGGUAACUAAAGAAUUAUUCAUUGACUGGUUUCACAAUGAUUUUGUGCCUGCGGUACGUAAAUUUUUGAAAAGCAAGAAUCUUCCACCUAAAGCUGUUCUGUUGUUGAAUAAUGCACCUGCCCAUGAACCAAAUGAUGAGUUACAAUCAUCUAGGGAUGGUAAGAUUCAAACACAUUUUAUGUCACCUAAUUGCACACCGUUACUUUAA
Messenger RNA from Anoplophora glabripennis (Asian longhorned beetle), 963 nucleotides. RefSeq names its product jerky protein homolog-like. Gene Ontology annotation, molecular function: DNA binding. The transcript has a single exon. Lineage: Eukaryota; Metazoa; Arthropoda; Insecta; Coleoptera; Cerambycidae. The record is from RefSeq and is a predicted model, not a curated record. Gene Ontology annotation, cellular component: nucleus. The coding region runs from base 1 to 963 and encodes 320 amino acids.